Cylicocyclus nassatus is the source of this 1418-nucleotide messenger RNA. Lineage: Eukaryota; Metazoa; Nematoda; Chromadorea; Rhabditida; Strongylidae. The record is from the annotation of a GenBank genome assembly.
GGUCACUUUCCGAGCCGUUCGUCAUUGCGGCCGCGGCAGCGGCGGCGGCGUCGGUGGCGGACGAGAGCGCGCCGGUGCGGCGGAGGUGCACGAAGAAGCGAGCCGGCGGCUGUGGCAGCGCUAGCCUCGGCGGAGACGCAGAAUGGGGGCGGACCCCCUGGGGGCACUGCCUCGGACACUCGCACGAAAAGUCCUCGGACUGCUAUCGCUGAGGGACAGAACUCGCUGUGAGCGAGUGAGUACGCUUUGGCGGUCUAUAGCAAUGGAGGCGACAAGAAGCGAAACGAAGCCGGUCUGGGUUUAUGUCAUUUUUCGGAAGAAUCAUUGCUCAGGUCACGAAAAAAUGACUGUCAAUAUCAGCUUUGAUGGACCGAUUUUCUGGAAUCGUCAAGUUGCCUAUAUCUAUUGCUGUUCUUGCCAUUUUGAUGAACAUGAAGGACCAUUGAUGGCGAUUUUGAGCAAAUUCGAGCAAAGAGUCGAGCGUAUGUGCCUUGUAGAUCGCCCUGUGGACUACCCGUUCUUGCCAGAUUCUAUCUUUUCUUAUAUGGCUAAGUGCAUGCCAAAAUUGCAGUUUAUUUACUUGCGUGAACUGGAUUUAGAGAAGAUUAAUCGAGCUACGGUUGUCGACUUGGCUAAUCACAGCACUUUGAAAAAGGUGAUCGUGCAUGGUUGCCGAAAUUACGAAGUGCUCGAAGAUUUCCGAAAUCUCCCUCAACUUCUCGUCGUCAGAGGCGAAAUUCUAGGAUUAAAAGCAAUGCUCGGAGAUUUUGAAGAAGAACAAGCCGCCGGCUCAUCGCCGCAAUCACAAUCGCUAUCGCAGUCGAUAUCGCAGUCAAUAUCGGAGAGCAGCGAUCAGCCGGACACAGUCACGGUUCAGGUCGCGACCGGACCUUAAACUUGUCAAAGAGCACUCCAAUGACUGACAUUAGCUGCCAUCAUGUUCUGACAUUGUCUGUCUGUCAACAUUUGACAAUGACAAUCUGCUUUAUUCAACUUUUGACAACUGAACUUGUCCCGAUCAUAUGAUUUGUUUUCUAUUUGUCUCCUCAGUUUCCUACUCCUCCUCCGCAUUUAUAACUUCCCUCUACGAAAUGGAUUGUCCUGAAUUGUCAUCUGUUAUCGUUAUUGUCACUGUCGUUCCCCUCUCCUCCCGCCGUAGACUGUCUGAUUAAGCUCAACCUUGUGCGCUUAAAUGCUGCUUGACGUUUAUCAAAUGUGAUGCUACUCGUUUCUUAUAUGCUUUUUUUUUCUUCCUAUCAUUUCGUCGUGCCAAUUAUUGUUCUUCCAUGAGGAACAUCUGUGAGCACUUCCAUUGAUUAAUCUUUGUGUUUAUUCCAAAAGUUGCAUUUUUGUCAGCUUGCAGAUGUUUCUUAUAAUGAAAACAUUAUUUAUGAGUCAUUAAUGCGUACGAUCUCUAU